UAAGUGGGCUUCAUGCAAAUCUAUCUCCUGCCAUGGGGCGCAACCACCGCCAAAUACCCGUAGACUGUACCGCUUUUUCCACCAACCCACCUAAUUUCAACUUUGACCCGGAACGUCACCCCUACCACUGAAAAUGGCGACACUGACCAGAAUUUCGUCCGCUGCAACUGCAGUGCGUGUUGUGUGCCCCACUCUGGACCACAUGGUGACACAGGUGCGGUACAGAAAGACCAUCAACACCCGCUCCAAGAAGCACAUUUCAGUGAUAAAGGCAAAGUUGUUAUCUGUCACCAAAUGGAAAGCACCACAAGACACCAGAAUGACAAUGGCAGAGAGGUGUGGGCUAAGAGAGGAAAGGCUGCAAGAGACAGUUGUACAGGAAAACCCGCUGAGAGACUUGAUGGCAAAAGAGGCACGCAAUGUGUUGGAGACGAGCGGCAUGGUUGCUGUUCUUCAUAUCAGUGACUUCAGUGGUCCUGACAGAAGGGUUUUCUGUGCAAAACUGAAAGAGAGUGAUAUCACAGUACGUUUCUGGUCUAAUAGUGUCGCAGGCCUUGCUGUGCAAGACACUCCAUAUAGUACCUUGACUACCUUGAUGGUGGGGAUGAACAUGUAUGCACACAGCCCCGAUCCUCAAGUUGCACCGCUUUUAAAGGUCUUAAAGGUCACACCACAAGUUAGCUUACUAGGAGGACUUGUUGACGGCCUGUUGAUGUCCAAGGCAGACAUGGAACACUAUGCACAGUUACCAUCCAUGGAACAAUGCUACGGAGAAGUGGUGUCAGUCCUGUCUGCUGGAGUAGGCCAGACCAGUCAGCUGUUACAGAACCCACUACAACAGCUGUCCAGGAAUCUCCAGCAGAUCUCCAGCUCAGCGUAGCAUAUAGUGCUCAUAGGCAUAGCUGAACACACUUAGCAUAGAAUUGUUGCUCAUUAAACCCAAUAGCA
Molecule: messenger RNA, 948 nt
Organism: Branchiostoma floridae (Florida lancelet)
Lineage: Eukaryota; Metazoa; Chordata; Leptocardii; Amphioxiformes; Branchiostomatidae
Product: 39S ribosomal protein L10, mitochondrial-like
Exons: 5
Coding region: 134-880 (248 amino acids)
Biological process (GO): translation
Cellular component (GO): mitochondrial large ribosomal subunit
Molecular function (GO): structural constituent of ribosome
Source: RefSeq, a predicted model, not a curated record